CUUUGGCGUCGGGGCAGCCCGGGCGCCCGGAGGGGCAGGUGCUGGGGGCAGUCCGACCCCAGGUGACCACUGACUGACUGAGUGGACUGGGCGCUCGCUGUGCCAGACGCUGUGCAAGGCGCUUGGUGUGCCUUUCCCAGUCCUCCCGGCCGUCCUGGAGCACAUGACUUAGGAGUAACACUUUGUGACAUGGAGGAAUCUGCACUGACCCUCGACACGAUAGAUGUUUCUUACCUGCCAAGUUCAUCAGAAUACAGCGUUGGCCCUUGUAAGCAUGCAAGUGAGGAAUGGGGUGAAUAUGGUUUCAGAUCUACUGUCUUCAGAUCUGCAACCUUAAAAUGGAAAGAAAGCCUAAUGAGCCGGAAAAGGCCAUUUGUCGGAAGAUGUUGUUAUUCCUGUACGCCCCAGAGCUGGGAUAAGUUUUUCAACCCCACUAUCCCAUCUUUGGGUUUGCGGAAUGUCAUUUAUAUCAAUGAAACUCACACGAGGCACCGAGGAUGGCUGGCAAGGCGUCUUUCUUACGUGCUUUUUGUUCAAGAGCGAGACGUCCAUAAAGGCAUGUUUGCCACCAACGUGACAGAAAACGUACUGAACAGCAGUCGAGUGCAAGAUGCCAUUGCAGAAGUGGCUGCUGAAUUAAACCCUGAGGGCUCUGCUCAGCAGCAAUCCAAAGCCAUCAAUAAAGUGAGAAAGAGAGCCAAAAGGAUCCUUGAAGAAAUGGUCGCCACUGUCUCACCAGCAAUGAUCAGACUGACUGGAUGGGUGCUGCUAAAACUGUUCAACAGCUUCUUUUGGAACAUUCAAAUUCACAAGGGUCAACUCGAGAUGGUUAAAGCUGCAACCGAGAUGAAUUUGCCGCUUAUAUUUCUACCGGUUCAUAGAUCCCACAUCGACUAUCUGCUGCUCACCUUCAUUCUCUUCUGUCAUAACAUCAAAGCACCAUACAUUGCUUCGGGCAAUAACCUCAACAUCCCCAUCUUCAGUACCUUGAUCCAUAAGCUUGGGGGCUUUUUCAUACGACGGAGGUUGGAUGAAACACCAGAUGGACGGAAGGAUGUUCUCUAUAGAGCUCUGCUCCACGGGCACAUAGUGGAACUACUUCGACAGCAGCAGUUCUUGGAGAUCUUUCUGGAAGGCACACGCUCCAGGAGUGGGAAAACCUCCUGCGCUCGGGCAGGACUCUUGUCAGUUGUGGUAGAUACUCUGUCAACCAAUACCAUCCCCGACAUCUUGAUAAUACCCGUGGGCAUCUCCUACGAUCGUAUCAUCGAAGGUCACUACAAUGGCGAACAGCUGGGAAAACCUAAGAAGAACGAGAGCCUGUGGAGCGUAGCCAGAGGCGUCAUCAGAAUGUUACGGAAAAACUAUGGGUGUGUCAGAGUGGAUUUUGCACAGCCAUUUUCCUUAAAGGAAUAUUUAGAAAACCAGAGUCAGAAACCUGUGUCUGCCCCACUGUCUCUGGAACAAGCCUUGCUACCAGCUAUACUUCCUUCAAGACCCAAUGAUGCUGCUGCUGAAGGUGCCGAGCCGUCCCCUGAUGAGUCCAGCAAUGAGACAGAGGAGUCGUUCCGGAGAAGACUGAUCGCGAAUCUGGCUGAGCACAUCCUCUUCACUGCUAGCAAAUCCUGUGCCAUUAUGUCAACACACAUCGUGGCCUGCCUGCUCCUCUAUAGACACAGGCAGGGAAUCGAUCUCUCCACAUUGGUGGAGGACUUCUUUGUGAUGAAGGAGGAAGUGCUGGCCCGUGAUUUUGACCUGGGGUUCUCGGGAAAUUCCGAAGAUGUGGUCAUACAUGCCAUACAGCUGCUGGGAAAUUGCGUCACAAUCACCCACACCAGCAGGAAUGAUGAGUUUUUUAUUACUCCCAGCACAACUGUCCCAUCAGUCUUUGAACUUAACUUCUACAGCAACGGCGUCCUGCACGUCUUUAUCAUGGAGGCCAUCAUAGCCUGCAGCCUUUACGCAGUCCUGAACAAGAAGGGUGCGGGCGCGCCUGCCGGUGGGGCCUCCUCCCUGAUCAGCCAGGAGCAGCUGGUGCGGAAGGCGGCCAGCCUGUGCUACCUGCUGUCUAACGAGGGCACCAUCUCUCUCCCCUGCCAGACGUUUUACCAAGUCUGCCAUGAAACAGUGGGGAGGUUCCUCCAGUACGGCAUUCUCACGGUCGCAGAGCAAGAUGACCAAGAAGACGUCAGCCCUGGUCUUGCUGAGCAGCAGUGGGACAAGAAGCUUCCCGAACCUUUGUCCUGGAGAAGCGAUGAAGAAGACGAAGACAGUGAUUUCGGUGAGGAGCAGCGAGACUGCUACCUGAAGGUGAGCCAAUCCAAGGAGCACCAGCAGUUCAUCACCUUCCUGCAGAGGCUGCUCGGCCCGUUGCUGGAGGCCUACAGCUCCGCUGCCAUGUUCAUCCAUAACUUCAGCGGGCCCAUCCCGGAGCCAGAGUACCUGCAGAGGCUGCACAAAUACCUCAUAACGAGAACAGAAAGAAAUGUUGCUGCCUAUGCUGAGAGUGCCACAUACUGUCUCGUGAAGAAUGCUGUGAAAAUGUUUAAGGAUAUUGGGGUUUUCAAAGAGACCAAACAAAAGAGAGUGUCUAUUUUGGAACUCAGCAGCACUUUCCUACCUCAGUGUAACCGGCAGAAACUCCUGGAAUAUCUUCUGAGCUUUGUGGUGCUGUAAUAACGAGCGGCCGGCAGGUGAAGGGCGUGCACGAGCCCCGGGUGGGCUCAGCCCUUUAUGGCUCCAGGUGGGAGGUGCGUCCUGUGGCCAGGCCUGCCCUGCCCUGACGUGGCCUCCUGGAAAGCAAGUGCCUUCUCCCCUCCGUGGGCCUGUGACCAUCCCGACCGAGGCGCACAGCGGCCCGCAGAUGACGCUCUGGGGGCCCCCAGCCUCCGCUUGCAGUUCCUAAUCAGUAGAUGACAAAAUGAAAUCUCAGAAAAGAUUUCGGAGUUUAUUAAAGAUUUACAUUUUAAGUAUAACUGUUAAGGACUAAUUACUGUGAAGGACGAAAAAAAUGUAGUUGUACUAGUAUUCUAGAACUGAAUCUUGUGUGAUACUUAAUGCUGUCGGGGAAUUCAUUGGUAUAUUUUCUGAUUAACUUAAUCUUCCUCUAAAAAUAAUUGUCAACCCAAAGUGCUUUACGAAAGAAUGGGCAGGUGUACAUCACACCCAGGUAUCCCUGUGCUGGUCAGAUUGAGGACGUGUUUUCAGAGCUACAUGAAAACACAAUGUUAGAUCAGGUCAGGGAUGGAGAUAACAUGGUCACAUAUCUGACACGAGGAAGUACCUUUGGCUGGCAGGAUUCAAGGUGAACUUGGCCAGAAAACUGACUUUGACAACUUUUGCGCAGAUAAAAAUGUACCACUGCGUUUAAAUGACCAGCAAGUAUUUAGGAAUGACUUCCGUUUCUUAGCUGUGUCCUCCCCCCCUCCCGCCCCUCCCCCCCGGGUGGUCCCUCCUCUCACAGGUACAGCUGUUCCUUGGAGAUCCCCCAACCACAGCAGCUGUGCCGGCGUGGUUGGCUUGGCCUGCGAGACUUGUUGGCAGAAAGGGCUCUGGCCGAGGCUGCCGGCACAGGGCUCCCUGUGCUGCACACAGCGUGUGCAUGAGCCUGGUCGGGGGCCUGGUCCCCACUCGGGGAGGGCAGUGUGCCCCCCGUGCGGCCUCCGUGGUGGCCUGAUGCCUGGUGAAUGGUUGGAGACAUUUAUGGGUCUUUAGCUGUGAGGCAAAAUCAAGGUUCUUUAAAAAUUUAAUGGGUUAUAUGCCUCAACCCUGAUGCCGCGUAGCAGCAAAUCAUGAAAACUUGUCUGUUCAUAACAGAGGUGCCUUUUUGUGAGUGGGGAGCAUAAGUGUUCAUUAAUUUUGGUAAUUUCUGGUGAUUUCUUAAAGAUGUGUUAUUAAAACAUUUUCUCACAGCUCAUUGUUCCCCCUCUCCAAGGUAUUAUGGGAUGAGGGACUCUCCUAAUGAAUAUUGCAUAUCGUCUUUGAAUUUAAUACAAAAGUACUGAGAAUGAAGUUUGUGCUUUCAUAAGCUUGGAUUUUAAACACUAAUCGUAUCUCAUGAAUAUUCUGUGUUUGGGAGAGGGAAGGGUACUGACUAAUAUUUCACUUUGAAUGAAAUAAUCUCAUUUGGAACUCAUAGCAAUAAGGUUGUGCUGCUGCAACCUCCACUCUCCAUUUCGAACAUCCUUUCUUGGUAGGAACUCGUGUACCAUUCAGCUACCGUCAGUGUUGUCGGCUCCGGGGUGGAGUGUGGACUUCACCUUGUGGCUUCUGUUUUACUAACUGGGCGUUCUGCGUCUGGGGGAACACACGGGGAGGCGUAGUUAUCCCCUUGGGUGCUCCCUAUGUAGGCCAGCAAACGUGUCGCUAGACUCUUGCAUUCAUCCCCUCCAUUAGCGAUCAAGGUUACUCAGACCGCCUCUUGCUUCUCCAGAAUGUCACAGUUGGCAGACUUCCUAGCGGCUGACGGUGCUGCCCUGCUUGUGAUUCUGCUAGAGCCGCGGCCAGGCCAGCCCGAGCAGGGACCACGGCUUCAGCUUCUCUGGUUCUGUUUUCCCUCUCGGUUGGUUCAAUUUCUAGGAAUCUAAUCAGAUGCUUUGGGGAAUGCAAUGUAUGGUUCACUAGCUCCCUCGCCACUCAGCUCGGUGAGAAUAAAUAUGCAUGCUUUUUUGUAAUUAA
Messenger RNA from Myotis lucifugus (little brown bat), 4677 nucleotides. It is a transcript of the gene GPAM, whose product is annotated as glycerol-3-phosphate acyltransferase, mitochondrial. The coding region runs from base 190 to 2676 and encodes 828 amino acids. NCBI's taxonomy places the organism in Eukaryota, Metazoa, Chordata, Mammalia, Chiroptera, Vespertilionidae. The transcript is spliced from 21 exons. Gene Ontology annotation, biological process: phospholipid biosynthetic process. The record is from RefSeq and is a predicted model, not a curated record. Gene Ontology annotation, cellular component: plasma membrane; mitochondrial membrane. Gene Ontology annotation, molecular function: glycerol-3-phosphate O-acyltransferase activity.